CUCGCCCCGCAUGUUCAGGACCAAACGAUCUGCGCUCGUCCGGCGUCUCUGGAGGAGCCGUGCGCCCGGCGGCGAGGACGAGGAGGAGGGCGCAGGGGGAGGCGGAGGAGGAGGAGGCGAGCUGCGGGGAGAAGGGGCGACGGACGGCCGGGCGCAUGGGGCCGGUGGUGGCGGCGGCGCGGGCAGGGCUGGCUGCUGCCUGGGCAAGGCGGUCCGAGGUGCCAAAGGUCACCACCAUCCCCACCCCCCAGCCGCGGGCGCCGGUGCGGCCGGGGGCGCCGAGGCUGAUCUGAAAGCGCUCACGCACUCGGUGCUCAAGAAACUGAAGGAGCGGCAGCUGGAGCUGCUCCUCCAGGCCGUGGAGUCCCGCGGCGGUACGCGCACCGCGUGCCUCCUGCUGCCCGGCCGCCUGGACUGCAAGCUGGGCCCGGGGGCGCCCGGCGGCGCGCAGCCCGCGCAGUCGCCUUCGUCCUAUUCGCUCCCCCUCCUGCUGUGCAAAGUGUUCAGGUGGCCGGAUCUCAGGCAUUCCUCGGAAGUCAAGAGGCUGUGUUGCUGUGAAUCUUACGGGAAGAUCAACCCCGAGCUGGUGUGCUGCAACCCCCAUCACCUUAGCCGACUCUGCGAACUAGAGUCUCCUCCCCCUCCUUACUCCAGAUACCCGAUGGAUUUUCUCAAACCAACUGCAGACUGCCCAGAUGCUGUGCCUUCCUCCGUGGAAACAGGGGGAACGAAUUAUCUGGCCCCUGGGGGGCUUUCAGAUUCCCAACUUCUUCUGGAGCCUGGGGAUCGGUCACACUGGUGCGUGGUGGCAUACUGGGAGGAGAAGACAAGAGUGGGGAGGCUCUACUGUGUCCAGGAGCCCUCCCUGGACAUCUUCUAUGAUCUACCUCAGGGGAAUGGCUUUUGCCUCGGACAGCUCAAUUCGGACAACAAGAGUCAGCUGGUGCAGAAAGUACGGAGCAAGAUCGGCUGCGGCAUCCAGCUGACUCGGGAGGUGGAUGGCGUGUGGGUAUACAACCGCAGCAGUUACCCCAUCUUCAUCAAGUCCGCCACACUGGACAACCCGGACUCCAGGACGCUGUUGGUGCACAAGGUGUUCCCCGGUUUCUCCAUCAAGGCCUUUGACUAUGAGAAGGCCUACAGCCUACAGCGGCCCAACGACCACGAGUUCAUGCAGCAGCCGUGGACAGGCUUCACCGUGCAGAUCAGCUUCGUGAAGGGCUGGGGCCAGUGUUACACCCGCCAGUUCAUCAGCAGCUGCCCGUGCUGGCUGGAGGUCAUCUUCAACAGCCAGUAGCCACAGGGCCAGCCCGGCGUGUGGGGACUGGAUGGGACCGAGCGGGAGCCGAGCCGCGCAGGCCGCCAUUCAAACUACUUUGCUGCUAAUCUUUUCCUCCUGAGUGCUUUGCUUUUUCAUGCAAACUCUUUGGUCUUUUGGUUUUUUUGUUGUUGUUGUUGAUGUUGUUUUCUAAUUGUCCUUGUUUUGUGGUCUGUUUGUGUUCUUUGAGAAAUAGCUUAUGAAAAGAAUUGCUGAUUUUUUUUUUUUUUUGAGGGGCAAGUGUGGUUGGCAGGAUACCCUGAUAGGAAAAGGAGGAGCAAGAGUCAGCAAACACGUGCACGAAGGGGAACAUCCCUUCCACUUUGGGGUCAGCAUUUCACUUGUCAGGAGUGUACGUGGGGAUGAGUGUGUUUGUGAGUUGUGUGCGCGCGUGUGAACGACAGAUGGGGGAAACGAUGUGUUCUGUGUGUUCCUCACGGGCACCCCCAGCUGAGAGGUGUGCGUUUCGGCUGUGUGUCUGCUCUUUGGAUAUGCUCAGUGGUAGAGGGCAGUACCUGAGCCGGCUGCUAGCCUAAGUCUCAGCAGCUGCCAAGAGCAAGACUGCCCCAGCCUGCAGAAGCCCCCAUUCCGCCUCCUCCCUGCCCCCCCCCCCCCCGCCCACCUUAGGACACAGGCCUAUCCACAGGCUUCUGAGAAGUGAGCCUGCUAGAGGCAGAACCAGAACCAAUUGUUUUCAUCCUUCUUACUCCCCUCCUGCCCACCCCGCUGCCAUUGUGUCUGUCUUCUUUGGCCAUCUGCUCCUGGAUCUCUUGAGAUGGGCUUCCCAGGGGUUGCUGGGGUGGCCCGGUCACAGUAUUGCUUACCCAGUGCUCUCUCAGGCCCUUCAGUCUGUCCCCUGCCCAGGUUUCUCCAAAAGCCAGCUCAGCGUUUCGGUCCCCUCCCCAGCCUGCGUGUUGGGCUCCAGCAUUAAACCAGGGCAUCCCUGGGAGGGACCUGCUAAGCAGCCCCUUCGUUCCAUCUUAACCCAAGGUACCAUCCUAGGCUGACACCCAGCUCUUCUCCCAUUUCUUCUACAACUCAUACACUCGUAUGAUACUUUGACACUGUUCUUAGCUCAAUGAGCAUGUUUAGACUUUAACAUAAGCUAUUUUUCUAACUACAAAGGUUUAAAUGAACAAGAGAAGCAUUCUCAUUGGAAAUUUAGCAUUGUAGUGCUUUGAGAGAAAGGACUCCUGAAAAAAAAAAAACCUGAGAUUUAUUAAAAGAAAAAUGUAUUUUAUGUUAUAUAUAAAUAUAUUAUUACUUGUAAAUAUAAAGACGUUUUAUAAGCAUCAUUAUUUAUGUAUUGUGCAAUGUGUAUAAACAAGAAAAAAUAAGGAAAGAUGCACUUUGCUUUAAUAUAAAUGCAAAUAACAAAUGCCAAAUUAAAAAAAAAGAUAAACACGAGAUUGGUGUUUUUUUCUAUGGGUGUUAUCACCUAGCUGAAUGUUUUUCUAAAGGAGUUUAUGUUCCAUUAAACAAUUUUUGAAAUGUA
Perognathus longimembris pacificus (Pacific pocket mouse) is the source of this 2813-nucleotide messenger RNA. It is a transcript of the gene Smad7, whose product is annotated as SMAD family member 7. Gene Ontology annotation, cellular component: heteromeric SMAD protein complex. Lineage: Eukaryota; Metazoa; Chordata; Mammalia; Rodentia; Heteromyidae. The record is from RefSeq and is a predicted model, not a curated record. The coding region runs from base 11 to 1297 and encodes 428 amino acids. The transcript has 4 exons. Gene Ontology annotation, biological process: regulation of transcription by RNA polymerase II; transforming growth factor beta receptor signaling pathway; BMP signaling pathway. Gene Ontology annotation, molecular function: transcription regulator inhibitor activity; I-SMAD binding.